Linum tenue is the source of this 524-nucleotide messenger RNA. The record is from the annotation of a GenBank genome assembly. NCBI's taxonomy places the organism in Eukaryota, Viridiplantae, Streptophyta, Magnoliopsida, Malpighiales, Linaceae.
AGCUGAGAGAAUUUUUGACAAGCGGAGAAAGAGGCCAGGGCCGUUGAAGGAUCCAGGAAGGAAGCUUCAAGACUCACAACUUGCAUAGGAGAGGAGGAGGAGGAGCUCGAUGAGGAUGGCUUCAUCAUCUAUGGAAUCAUACCUUAGGGAAGCAUUGCAAGGCGUCCAAGGAUGAAAGAAAGCAACGUCGAGCCUCUCCUACUUCGUUUCUAUCAAGAUAUGAUUCAUGUUGAUUGGAGUAGAGAGACAUCAAAUCAAGAAGAUCAAGAGCUAAUACGAGAGACAAAUAGAGAGAACACUAUUAUAGCAAAUAUGGCGCAAGUUUCUGAAUUUCUUGAUGCAAGACGCCAGUUCAAGUCAAAACCUCCUAGGAGCAUCAAUGCUAGCAUCAAAGAUGAAGGGCUAAAUAAACUAGUAGAAGCUGUUCUCAUAACACCCAAAAGGAGUUAUUUAACCUCCAUUUAUUAGGUGUUUUAUUGUCAUAUUGAGUAUGAAUUGAUUUAUAAAACGCCAUUUGUAGCCUU